Messenger RNA from Anoplophora glabripennis (Asian longhorned beetle), 1096 nucleotides. RefSeq lists its product as uncharacterized. Gene Ontology annotation, molecular function: DNA binding. The record is from RefSeq and is a predicted model, not a curated record. The transcript is spliced from 3 exons. Gene Ontology annotation, biological process: DNA integration; DNA recombination. NCBI's taxonomy places the organism in Eukaryota, Metazoa, Arthropoda, Insecta, Coleoptera, Cerambycidae. Bases 1 to 1086 code for a protein of 361 amino acids.
AUGGAUGACAUAAAAAUAUUCACACCUACAAAAACACAGUUCCAGGGACUGUUGGAAAUAACAGAAAUAAUAUCAAAAGAUAUCCGCUUGGAGUUCGGAAUAAGCCAAUAUGAAAAUGCAUAUCGGCAAUUUAAGGAGUGGUGUGAAACAAAUAAAGCAAGAAAAGCAUCCGAAAAUGUGCUGUUAGCAUAUUUUGCAGAAAGAUCCAAGAAGGUGAAGCCUUCCACAUUAUGGGCAGUAUAUUCUAUGCUAAAAUCAACACUUAAUGCUAAGGAAAACGUAGAUAUUAAAAAAUUUACCAAGUUGGUUCCAUAUUUGAAAAAAUUGUCAGUUGGACACAACCCUAAGAAAUCCAAGGUAUUAACUCGAGAAGAAGUAAAUCAAUUCAUAAGAGAGGCAGAUGAUGAAAUAUAUUUGAUGGUCGUUUUAAUAUUGGGUAUUUCUGGUGCUUGCCGCCGUGAAGAACUCACUAAAAUGAGUGUCGAUGACAUAGAAGAUAAAGGUUCCAUCUUGAUUGUGAAAGUACCGGAUACAAAAACGAACAUACAACGAAUUUUUACGGUUUCGAAUCUAGAUUAUAUCGAUAUUUACCGAAAAUACGUGGCUCUUCGUCCAAGUUAUGCUAGCAGUCGCCGAUUGUUUUUGAAGUAUCAAAAUAAGAGAUGCAUUAACCAAGUUGUUGGAAUAAAUUCUAUUGGAGGGAUGCCCAGCUUAAUAGCAAAAUACUUAAAAUUACCAAAUUCUGAUGCUUACACAGGUCACUGUUUUCGGAGAACCUCGGCCACACUUCUUGCUAAUGCUGGGGGUGAUAUAUGUAGUUUGAAGAGACACGGGGGAUGGAAAUCUUCCACCGUGGCCGAAGGAUACGUGGAAGAUUCUAUCAAUAAUAAGAUUCAAAUAUCAAAUAAAAUUUUAGAUUGUGAAAUUUCAGGAUCACAUGGUAUCACCUCUACCUCAAAAAUUAGUAGUGUUUCAACCCCCAAAACCCCAAUAUCCCGAGCUGAACCUGAAUUAUCUGGUUUAGGAAUAAAUAUUGGUUCGUGUACUGGUUGUACGAUUAAUGUUAAUAUUGUAAAUAAUAACUAAAGUUAUUGUA